AUGGCAGUCCGGACUUGGUGGAGCAUCAAGGAUCCGUAUAGUGGCCGCUGCAUCCAGGACUUUAACGUCUGUUACCAUUGUGCAAAGGCAGUCGAGGUACUGUUCCCGAACCUGCUCGGCGUGUUCGUGCCCGUCGACUCGCCCGGCCCUACCCGGGACAUCUGCAGCCUGCACUUCGCGCCGGACCGCAAGCGCUUCAACCUGUACUUCGACCUGCUGGAGGGCACGUACGACCGCGCGGUGGCGAACAAGUCCGCGCCCAACAUCCCGCAGCUCGCGACAAAGGUGCGCCACAUGUCCUCGGUGGGCGAGUGCGCGCGCGACGACGUCGUGCGCGGCGGCGCGUGGCACAUGAUGGAGAAGCUGCAGGAGUUCACCGUCUGCGAGGAGUGCUUCCACGACGUCGUCUUCCCGGAGCUCGAGGCCGGCAGCAUGGUCGCGCGCAACUUCUACCAGAAGCCGCAGCGCCUGCGCCGCGCCGCCUGCCAGCUGUACUCGCAGCGCAUGCGCGACGUGUUCCGGCGGGCGUGCCAGAAGGACGACUUCAAAUACCUUCAGGUCAAGGUCAGGGAGAGAUUGGACAUUGAGAUGGAUAUCAAGAAGAGCUUGCAGAAGAUUGAUGACCAUGGGCCUCAAGAGGCGUUUCGGGAGGAGGUGGAAAAGUUAGUGCGCGAAUGGCGGAAAUGGGAGUAA
Messenger RNA from Phaeoacremonium minimum UCRPA7, 693 nucleotides. Its product is annotated as putative nuclear matrix protein. The coding region runs from base 1 to 693 and encodes 230 amino acids. Lineage: Eukaryota; Fungi; Ascomycota; Sordariomycetes; Togniniales; Togniniaceae. The record is from RefSeq and is a predicted model, not a curated record. The transcript has a single exon.